AUGCCAAAGUUCCGUGACACUAUUCUCCUCGCUCAUGCUUCCCGUUUGGUUAACGCUGAAGAAUUCGUGCUACUCUACGAUUUACACAAGCCUAAAAAUCCGGAUUUACCGUACACUAACUACGAGUGCUUCGAUCUCGACAAGAUGACCGAUGAUGAAUGUAAAACUGAGUUUAGAUUUUACAAGAAUGACAUUUACAACUUGGCAGAGGUGUUUACUUUACCGGAUCGGAUCGUUUGCUACAAUGGUGUAAAUGUCGACAUGGUUGAGGCAUUGUGCAUUUUUCUUAAAAGAUUUGCCUAUCCCUGUAGAUACGUAGACAUGAUACCCAGAUUUGGAAGGCCAGAACCACAAUUGUGUAUGAUCUCAAAUGCUGUUAUGAACAAGAUGUAUCAAACAUGGAACCGCCUUCUCACUGAUUUGAACCAGGAUUGGUUAAGACCCGAUCAUUUAGAGGAGUUUGCCGUUGCAGUUCACAACAGGGGAGCUGCUCUUGACAACUGUUGGGGGUUUGUUGACGGUACUGUGAGGCCCAUAUGCCGACCAGGACAAAACCAAAAG
Molecule: messenger RNA, 561 nt
Organism: Porites lobata
Lineage: Eukaryota; Metazoa; Cnidaria; Anthozoa; Scleractinia; Poritidae
Source: the annotation of a GenBank genome assembly